Messenger RNA from Paramecium tetraurelia, 1239 nucleotides. RefSeq lists its product as uncharacterized. The record is from RefSeq and is a predicted model, not a curated record. Lineage: Eukaryota; Ciliophora; Oligohymenophorea; Peniculida; Parameciidae. Gene Ontology annotation, molecular function: calcium ion binding. The transcript is spliced from 4 exons.
AUGGGUAAUUACUUCAACCAACAAGCAAAUCCAAAUUAGGGAUUAUUACAAUUUUUAAGAUAACUAAACUUACCUGAAAUUCAAAAGGUUUCCAAAUAUGUACAAUAAAAUUACCCAGCAACUAAUUUGUUAUCCUUGGGUGAAUUCUUUGAUGUCUAUCAUGACAUACUUAAAUAACAUUGUGGUGAAAUGUUUGAGACUCUCGAGAAUAAUCAUAGUACAGAUGGCUAAACAGAUAUCUAUGAGAGUCAAGCAGUUUUAAUCAUUUUUUCUGAUACCGAUUUUGCUACUAAGGUCAAAUACAUAAGUUAAGUAUUCGAUUUGGACAAAUCUCAAAAGCUUGAAAAGAUCGAACUUAUCAUGAUUUUCUAAACAGCCAUCAGAGCAUUGUGCAAAAUUGUCAAGAUGAAACCUCCUGGAUUUACUGAUAUUGAAUAUUAUGUUGAUGCCAUUUUUAUUGAAAUAGACAAAAAUCUAGAUCGUACCAUCUCAUAUGAAGAACUAUAUUAUUGGUUGGAUAACAACUAUCAACUUUAGGAUUUUUUAUUAAAAUAUGCCUUAACUCAAACCUAUUAAAAUGCUAAGAGAAGAACUCGAGAGAUUUUCGAUUCUAAAGCCUUGUUCAAACGGGAUCAAGAGAAAUGGAUUUAAGACUACAUUAACUAAGCUGAAGAAAGCUACAGUCAACUAUUACAAAGAAAGAAACUAGUUUCUGAUAGAGUCAAGGAUGAAAUCAAUUAUGCUUGGUCAGCAUUCAAGGCAACUGAUAUCAAUGAUGAUGGUACUAUAUCUGUGAGAGAAUUGCCUUACUUAAUUUAUGGAUUUGAAGGGAUCAUAAUUAAAGAUGCCAAAAAAAGGUUUGCCUAAUUAGAUAAAGAUAAGAGUGGAAGCAUUUCUCUAUAAGAAUGGUUUAAUUUCUUAUCAUUGGCUUAGGGAGUAGACAUUUGCAAAUCUAUUGUCAAGAGGUAUUUUCUUAAAAGAGAUACUAACAACGUAGGCAGUCUGAAUAAUCAGUAAUCCUGCUAAGUAUUAAGAGAUACUCUCUCAAACGAUGGUUUCGAAUUAUACUUUAAAGGUUUUGAAAGUUAUAUAAAUGAACAUUCAACUUUGGAUAAAAUGUCGAUAUAAUAAUUAUAAGACUUUGUAGAAGGUCCAAUGAGAAGAAUUAUUUAAGAUAAGUAAGAACUAAUGGAAAAAGAGAAGGAAAGAAAACAAAUUUAAAAUGAAAAAAUUAUAUGA